UAUAAGCUCCCAUUCCAUUUUCCUAAUCUCUAAAAACUCACUCGAAAUGCACACAAUUAGGCUUUAAAAUUUUUUCCAAAUCUUAAGUUCCAAAAUGCUGGCUCUGGCCAGGAACUCGUUGUGUGGCCAAAUGCUGAGUCGUCUGGCAAACAUCGAUGCCCGAAGCCAAAGGCCGUACUCGAAGACAUCCUCCGGUGGCAAUGGGUCCGAGGGAAAGGGAAAGUACAGGAUCGUGAUGGUGCGGCACGGGGAGUCGGAGUGGAACCAGAAGAACCUAUUCUGCGGCUGGUUCGACGCCAAGCUCUCCGAGAAGGGCCAGCAGGAAGCCUGUGCCGCCGGAAGUGCCCUGAAAACUGCCAACCUGGAGUUCGAUGUGGCCCACACCUCGUUGCUGUCCAGAGCCCAAGACACCCUCACGGCGGUCCUGAAGUCCAGCGAGCACCGGAAGAUCCCCAUCUGCUCCUCCUGGCGACUCAAUGAGCGCCACUACGGUGGACUAACGGGACUUAACAAGGCCGAGACCGCCAAGAAGUUCGGCGAGGAUAUGGUCCAAAUUUGGCGACGCAGCUUCGACACUCCGCCUCCGCCCAUGGAAAAGGAUCACGAGUACUACGCCUGCAUCGUCGAGGAUCCUCGCUACAAGGACCAACUCAAGCCAGAGGAGUUCCCCAAAUCGGAGUCACUCAAACUGACCAUUGAGCGCACUUUGCCAUAUUGGAAUGAGGUGAUUGUGCCACAAAUCAAGGAGGGAAUGCGUGUCCUUGUCUCCGCCCACGGCAACAGUCUGAGGGGCGUGGUCAAGCACCUGGAAUGCAUGUCCGAAGAGGACAUCAUGGGUCUCAACCUGCCCACUGGCAUUCCCUUCGUCUACGAUCUGGAUGAGAACCUCAAGCCUCUGGGCACCCUGCAGUUCCUCGGGGAUCCCGAGACGGUCAAGAAGGCAAUGGAAUCGGUGGCCAACCAGGGGAAGGCAAAGUGAUCUCGGCUCGAUCCGUGAUUUUCGGGCAUAGAAGGUCAAAGCAAUCAGCUCAAUGCACUUGCAUGCCAAACAAAAAACCAACAGAUCGAAAGUGGCUGCGAUGGAAACUUGGGCAAGGCGAAUGUCAAGCAGCAAAUAAAUUUAUUUGAUUUUAA
This is a messenger RNA of Drosophila ficusphila, 1134 nucleotides long. Its product is annotated as phosphoglycerate mutase 2. Bases 95 to 979 code for a protein of 294 amino acids. Gene Ontology annotation, biological process: glycolytic process. NCBI's taxonomy places the organism in Eukaryota, Metazoa, Arthropoda, Insecta, Diptera, Drosophilidae. The transcript has a single exon. Gene Ontology annotation, molecular function: intramolecular phosphotransferase activity. The record is from RefSeq and is a predicted model, not a curated record.